Neohortaea acidophila is the source of this 1554-nucleotide messenger RNA. RefSeq lists its product as uncharacterized. The coding region runs from base 1 to 1554 and encodes 517 amino acids. Gene Ontology annotation, molecular function: tRNA-specific adenosine-34 deaminase activity. Lineage: Eukaryota; Fungi; Ascomycota; Dothideomycetes; Mycosphaerellales; Teratosphaeriaceae. The record is from RefSeq and is a predicted model, not a curated record. Gene Ontology annotation, cellular component: nucleus; cytoplasm. The transcript has 2 exons.
AUGGCCGCCCGAGCAGACAGCAAGGCUCCCAGUCCUACGGAACCUGCCGAGCUUCCUGUCCGCCAGAUGAUCCACCUCAAGACGAAGGAGGAGUGUCGGCUGGGAAACGAGACUAUUCAGGUCUGGGCUGUGGAGAUGCCUAGUAAGCACGCAGAAGGGAUCUUGAAAGUCGUCAAAGAUAGAAUUGAAGGCCAGGAUGCCGUCGAUCUUCAGCACCUCCGUCGCUUCGCCAAACCGAAGUCCCUGCCCAAGCAUGUCCUCGGCAAACGAGAUCUCAUCAAAGAGAUGUACGCCAUUCCCCGGGCCUGGGAAUCCACGCCGCUCUCCGUCAUGCAAGCCCCCUCCACCGCCGUCUGGGAGUACUCGGUCCCCGCAAAGCCCCGCAUCAACCACAAACCACAGACCUUGUACCUGCUGAUCUGUGGGACGAACCUCAUCUCCCUCUCAGAACUCCACAACCUCUUGCUCGAAUACGCUCCCUUCUGCUCAUCGGCGGACUCCUGGGCGUACCCGUUGGAGAUUAAAGAGGUCACUGUUCCUCGCCAGGCUCCCACCAGUCCUGCACAAGCCGAUAUGUGGACGGACAACUACUGGCCGACCUUCUACCGCAAGACAAAUCCCUUUGGUGCGCACCCUGCAACCAUCGCCAAAGCUGAAGAGGACCUGUCCCAUCCUGGGUACGAGAGCGUCGGCGUCGAAGAAGCGAUGAUACUGGCAGAGCGUGCGGCGCACGAGACACAGGCCAUGGGAUAUGGUGUCGGCCCCGGCUGCACCAUCAUCGAGCGUGUUGACAACAAGGCGGAAAUCCUGGCCGUCGCUGGCGAUGCACGUCACAAAGCUCUACCGAGCACUGCAGGCAUGACGGACGCACAAGAUGCUUGCAGUGGCAACGUGAUGGGUCACGCUGUGAUGCGAGCCAUCGGCAUGAUUGGGCGGAAACGUCUGCGUGUUGCCUCCCACCCCGUCUCCAGCAAAGCAGCCAAGGCGGAGCGGACAUUUGAGAAUUGUGGCCUCGACCACGAUGAAAAGGCUCGAGACGGCUUCUUCCUCGACCUCCCCGUCACCCCGUUGGAGGAGGAGUACUUCGCCCAAGACAACAUCAAACCGGACGGAUACCUCUGCCUUCGCCUCGAAGUCUUCCUCACGCACGAGCCCUGCAUCAUGUGCUCGAUGGCACUCGUGCACAGUCGGGUUGGCAAAGUCAUCUUCAGCGAACGGAUGACACAAACGGGAGGCCUGACAGCCGAGAUGGUUAGCAACGAUACCGGGCCUGUCGGGCUGGGCUACGGCCUCUGCUGGCGGAAGGAGUUGAACUGGCAGUUCAUGUGCUGGGAGUACGCACAGCAGGAAGAGGAAAAGGCGGGCAAGGCGGGCAAGGCGAUCCCUGUCGGUAAUGUUGAUCACCAUCAAGCUACCAGCACCGCCUCCGCCAACACGAACCCGGACCAGCACCUCGCACUCACCUCCGCACCCACCUCUGCACCCGCAAAACCAACAGCUAUGCUUAGUGAUGACAAUGCUAAUGUGAGCAGCUUUGCCAGCACGCAUGUGUAG